GUACGUACCUUCUUCACCCUCCGUUGGCUUGCCAGCUUCAGUGACCCGCCGUAACUACGUACGCCAGGCUCCCGCUGUAAGCUGGAUUUGUCUCGACCGAUCGUGAUCGAUCUGGUGCGCUGGUGUCCUGACGUGUCCCUCGCCGUCUGCUGCCAACGGGGCACACGUACCAAGACACGAUCCACACGACAAGCUUCUUCAACUCGCCCCCACUCAACUCCUGCUUCCUCUUCUGCCCCGGCCGGCCGGACGCCUCCUCCCCGCCUUUCUCAGGCUCUGCUAAUCCUUCUCCGUCUCAGCCUGCCGCACCGUCCCGUUCCGCCAGCCAGCCAUCAUCUCAGCGUCGCCCUCGUCGUCGUGGUCGAUCGUCUAGCCGAGAAGGAUGGGAGAGUCGCCGUCACCAGCGCCGGCGGCUGUAGCCAAGGUGUACUACGACGGGUGCCCCGGGUGCGCCAUGGAGCGGAGGAAGGAGAGCACCAAGGGGACCCCGUACAAGGAGCUCUUCUUCGUCGGGAUCAUCACCUUUGCAUCAUCUUUGCCGAUCACGUCGUUGUUCCCGUUUCUCUACUUCAUGAUACAAGACUUGCACGUUGCUCAAAGAGAAGAAGAUAUUGGAUUCUAUGCUGGAUUUCUUGGUGCAUCGUAUAUGGUGGGUAGAGGUUUCGCAUCAAUCUUUUGGGGCAUGGUUGCAGAUCGCAUCGGGCGAAAGCCUGUAAUUGUAUUUUCACUUUUCACGGUCGUUGUGUUCAACACUUUAUUUGGAUUAAGUGUGAAGUACUGGAUGGCUAUUACUACAAGGUUGCUUCUUGGUGCACUAAACGGAUUUCUAGCACCAAUCAAGGCUUACUCCAUUGAAGUUUGCCGGGAUGACGAACAAGCUUUGGGCAUAUCAAUUGUUAAUACAGCAUGGGGAGUAGGCCUUAUAAUUGGCCCAGCAAUUGGGGGUUACCUUGCUCAGCCAGCCAAACAAUAUCCACACAUUUUCCAUGACAAGUCAACAUUUGGGAGGUUCCCCUAUCUUCUUCCAUGUCUUUGCAUAUCAAUUUUCGCAACCUUAGCCCUCAUAAGCUGCAUAUGGCUUCCGGAAACACUACACAAACACACCAAGAUUGAAAUGCGAGCUGAAACGGCCGAAACUGGUACAUCUCAGGAAAGUACAGAGUCACCUAAGAAGAGCUUAUGGAAAAAUUGGCCAUUGAUGUCAUCAAUUAUCACAUAUUGUGUCUUCUCCCUUCACGACACUGCGUAUAGUGAGAUAUUUUCUCUGUGGACUGUAAGUGGUAGAAAAUAUGGUGGACUUAGCUUUUCAUCUAAGGAUGUCGGACAAGUUCUUACAGUGGCAGGCGCCAGUCUUCUUGUAUACCAAAUCUUUGUUUAUCGUUGGCUCAAUAAUACGCUAGGACCUGUAAACUCAACCCGCAUCGCAUCUGCCCUGUCUAUACCAAUUAUUGCUGCUUAUCCCUUUAUGACACACUUGUCAGGAAUAAGACUUGGUCUGGCUCUCUAUAUUGCAGCAAUGAUUAAAAGCGUUCUUGCUAUAACUAGAGUUUCUGGCACUUCUCUCCUACAAAACAAUGCUGUGCCACAAGGGCAAAGAGGUGCUGCAAAUGGAAUAGCCACAACAUUAAUGUCCUUAUUCAAGUCUGUUGCUCCAGCUGGGGCAGGUAUCCUAUUCUCGUGGGCACAGAAGCGCCAGCACGCAGCGUUCUUUCCAGGUGAUCAGAUGGUGUUCCUUCUGCUGAACCUGACAGAGGUCCUUGGGCUCUUGUUGACAUUCAAGCCUUUCCUGGCAGUCCCCGAACACUACAAGUAAAACCUGACAGAGUACGACUGUGUUAGGUAGUGCUAGAGAGCGAUGCGUGUGGUUCUGUGGCACUGGCAUGCUAUAAGCGUGAAGACUGAAGAGUCUUGUUUUGUUGUACUACUUUUAGAUAGAUGUAGCAAGUGUUGUUGGCACUGUGACCUAAAGCAAGCAACCGGGCAAUCAAUUGCAGUCUUGGCAUGCUCCGUUGCUCUUGUAGUUGUUA
Messenger RNA from Hordeum vulgare subsp. vulgare (domesticated barley), 2027 nucleotides. RefSeq names its product protein ZINC INDUCED FACILITATOR-LIKE 1-like. NCBI's taxonomy places the organism in Eukaryota, Viridiplantae, Streptophyta, Magnoliopsida, Poales, Poaceae. Gene Ontology annotation, molecular function: transmembrane transporter activity. Gene Ontology annotation, biological process: transmembrane transport. The transcript has 17 exons. Bases 383 to 1813 code for a protein of 476 amino acids. The record is from RefSeq and is a predicted model, not a curated record.